Molecule: messenger RNA, 495 nt
Organism: Zychaea mexicana
Lineage: Eukaryota; Fungi; Mucoromycota; Mucoromycetes; Mucorales; Lichtheimiaceae
Exons: 1
Coding region: 1-495 (164 amino acids)
Source: RefSeq, a predicted model, not a curated record
AUGCCUUUUUCUGCCACUCUUGCCAGUAAUAGCAAUGAUGACACUAUCAACACUGCUCCGGGUAAAAGACGACGACGCAUGAGCGAUAGCCAUCUGCUGCACCGUAUCAGCAGCAAACAGCCACGCUAUGCAACACCUGUCAUUUCUGCGGCAACACGAAGGUCAUCCUCACCAGCGCCGCCACCGCCGCCGCUCGUAGAGCCACUCUCACCCAUAACAACCAACACUAACAACAAUGAUGCCAUGCCGGAUAAACGCAAUAACACUGUGCUUGCCGAAUCCUUAAUAAAGGUCACGCCAGAAAAGGAGACUGAGCAGAUGAAGCGAUCACAGGACAUGCUUGAGUUUCUGCGCGAAAAACGACUGGAACGGGAGCAGCUGUUGAUUGAACAAGAACGAACACGAAGGAUCCGCGCCAAAGCCGAGCUGGUCAAGAAUCUUAUGGAGGCUGGAUUCACUAAACAAGAGAUUGCUGAACAACUUCAAUUCCUUUAA